AUGGAAGAAGCCGACAUGAAAUACUGCGUGAAAUGCACCUGUCUUCCGGUUAACAAAGUCCAGAAGGAUCAAAUUUACUGGACCGGUAAGGUAUCGUGUCACAAUAUCCGAAAGUGCCCACGCCCCACUUGUAAGAAAGCGAAUGAGUCAUGUUGCCGAUCUUGUCCUAAUUUAUCCUAUGAAAACAAACCAUUUUGGAAACAUAAGAUUACAGAAUUCUCUGCUCUUCUGGUUGGAUCCAACUUUACUGACUCUGUAUCAACACAUGCAGUUGCCAUCGCUGAUAUCAGUGUUCGGGAUUCCAGUCUAUACUAUUCGAUACGGCUGACAAGAUUAAAGCCAGCGUCAAAGAUUUUGUUUGUCCUCGAGAACAACAAUAUUAUUCAUCAAAUUUCUAUCGGUCAUCAACAGCUAAAAAAGACAUGCCGAAGGCGCUGUUCAGCCAUGAUGCAACUGUGUGGUGUUUGGCGGAAGUUGCCGCUUUUGUAUCACGAAUAUUUGAGAGAGAAACAGGUUUCACUCGUUAUAACCACCAACGAAUAUUCAAAAGGACUUGUGAAGGGAUUAAUUUUUCCGUCUACAGACAAGAAGAAAGAAACCCUUACGGCUAUUCUUGUUGCAAAGUCAAUGCAAGGCGCUGGCGGACGUGCUUACUUUACUUUGGAUCCUACAGAGACCAGCCUCGACUACAGUAUAACAAUUGUUACAGACAAAGAAAGAAGCAGAACGCAGGAGAACAUUACAAUCAGCAUUGGAAACGAAAGGAAGCCAGCCUUCAUUAGAUGGAUUUCUGAAAGGGAACUUUCGAUAACAGGUACCUGGUUAGCGCCUGAAAAGCGUGCGUCCAGACAUUUAGUACGAGGUAGAUUUUCAGUUGUUAUCAUCACCCAGACAUUGGGAACAAUUACUGGCAAAAUUCUACCGCGAAUGGUUUGUGGAACUUUUCAGGCUGUUUUGUCUGGUGACAUUAUUCCGUUUUACAAGAAAUACCGAACUGGCAUUGGGUCUGCAAGUUUCCAACUUCAGCAAAAUGGCAACAUUAUUUACAAGAUUGGACUCAGUCGAUUAGACAGUCCCUUACGCCAAGUGAUCGUUGAACGCAACUUGAUUUCAGGAAGUAGUGGUUCCGGAAGUAACAUGUGGCGCCGCCGGAAACGUAACAACGGAAACUUAACGAAACAGUAUCGAGUCGGAGAUAUUGGUUACGGUGGGUGGGCAAAUGGCACAUACAAGAAACCAAAGGUGACUGAUCUCAACCGUCUCAUAAAUGGGGAACUGUACGUGAAAGUAUCAACGGAGAAACGGCGACGAAUGGCGCUGCUCGGUCAGAUUGUCGAAGUACCAUACCAUGAACAAUGCAACACCUUUACAGGAACACCUUUGGUUCUUCUUCCACCAAAUCCUAACCCACUGAAAUAUCCUGUGAAGGCAUAUGCAUGGCUGAUCAUGGGCGUCGGUUGUCAACUUCAUUACCAGAUAAUGAUCCAAGGUCGAACGACCACCUUGAGCGAGCCUCUCAACGCCUACCUAACCAACUCCGACGGACAUAUUAAUUCACCCCACACAUCUGAGAACACGAGUAUCAUGGGAAACUUUUACGACAAUGUAGUAUCUGGCACGCUUACGGCAAUUUCUCAACAUCUGUUCAAAGCUUUGGAUAAUGGCAACGCAACAUUACGAAUCAUCAAUAGAAGGUACCCAUCAGGAAUUCUGGAAGUCAAGGUGGCUGUUCCCAAUAACUGUUGGAAACUCUCCCAAGAUGUCAAUGGAAUUGACAGUUUCUUGGUCGGCACUUCGGAUAAAGAUGAUCGGCAGCGUUCCAAGUGCAAAUUCGAGAAUCGGUGGCAUGAGGAAGGCGAAACAUGGGUACCCAGCGAACAAGAACUGUGCAAAACUUGCAGUUGCGUACAAGGACAAGUUUCCUGCAUAGAUGUAUUGUGUCCACUGUUAGGAUGCCAAAAUCCAAUACAUGUUGAAGGUUUAUGUUGCCCAGUUUGUCCAGAUCUAUCUAUCUAUCUAUCUAUCUAUCUAUCUAUCUAUCUAUCUAUCUAUCUAUCUAUCUAUAUCUAUCUAUCUAUCUAUCUAUCUAUUCUUUGA
Messenger RNA from Acanthosepion pharaonis, 2097 nucleotides. Lineage: Eukaryota; Metazoa; Mollusca; Cephalopoda; Sepiida; Sepiidae. The record is from the annotation of a GenBank genome assembly.